AUGCCUUUGCGGCAUGGGGGUCACUGUAUGGCGAGCCGAAAGACUCCUCGUGUGUUUUGGUAUGGAGGAAGCAAUCAUUACAUUCAACCCUUUUAUAACAACUCUUUGUCACAUCAAUCUCAUCCCAUGAAGAAAAUGACUCCUGGUGGAGGCUCUAAUGGCCAGAUACAUUUAGCCCAUGUUACGGUUCACAGUCAACCGGACAGCUUGCCAAGCACGCCGUCCGACGCUGGUCAUUCGCCGAGUCUUGCCAAAGGUCGAAUGAUGAGCGGAACACAAGCCUCAUUAGAGGAUCAAGGCAUCGAUAUGAACAGUCCAGGCAGGCAUAGUCCGGGUGGAAGCAGUGGCGGAAGUAGUAUAUCUAGGCAUUCUUUAUCAAGUCUGGAUAGUGGUCGGGCUUCUGGAGCGGGAUCCGACGGAAAAGCUGUGAAUCGUCGAUUAUCCAUUCAGAGUUAUGAGGGGACAUCACCUCAGAGGAGAUCCUAUCACAGUUCUAGUUCUAGCAUUGCCAGCGUCGGUGAUGACUUGGGGCCGGGACCCAACGUCGCUGAAAUGGUUUUGCAUGGGUUGCCGGUGAGUACACCAUAUUAUAAUCCACUCCUUAUAUUGCCUGUUUAA
Messenger RNA from Stegodyphus dumicola, 618 nucleotides. RefSeq lists its product as uncharacterized. The record is from RefSeq and is a predicted model, not a curated record. Gene Ontology annotation, biological process: cell surface receptor protein tyrosine phosphatase signaling pathway; axonogenesis. Gene Ontology annotation, molecular function: signaling adaptor activity; protein phosphatase binding. Lineage: Eukaryota; Metazoa; Arthropoda; Arachnida; Araneae; Eresidae. Gene Ontology annotation, cellular component: focal adhesion; axon.